This is a messenger RNA of Phaedon cochleariae (mustard beetle), 1483 nucleotides long. The record is from the annotation of a GenBank genome assembly. NCBI's taxonomy places the organism in Eukaryota, Metazoa, Arthropoda, Insecta, Coleoptera, Chrysomelidae.
ACUUGAGAAUCCGCUACAUCAACGAGUCGUGAGAAUGAUCACCAAAGGUUUAUUUUUUUUCGCACUCCUCUACCUUUGUGAAAGUUUUUUCACACCCAGUUCGCUCAAAAAACAUGGUACCCCAUUCACUGGAUAUGCUGGAGAACCUCUGAUUUUGACUCCUCUGAUCAGAGAAAACAAGAUUCGUGAGGCUCGAGUUGCAGCAACAGUGAAUUUCGAAGGAUUCCUAGGCAUCAAGAGCUUCUCUGGAUACCUCACAGUGGACGAAAUCUACAAUUCAAACUUAUUCUUCUGGUUCUUUCCAUCUCAAAACGAUUACGAGAAUGACCCAGUUCUGUUGUGGCUCCAAGGAGGACCUGGUUCUCCAUCCAUGUAUGCCGUAUUCCAAGAACAUGGUCCAUUCGUCUUCAAAGACGAGAACACCCUGGGAUUAGCAAAGGAGACUUGGACAAGGAACCAUUCUGUCAUCUACAUCGAUAGUCCUGCAGGUACUGGUUGGAGCUACACUACAGGUGGUUACGCCCAAAAUCAGACUAAAGUCGGAAGAGAUUUGCACGAAGCUCUACAACAAUUCUUCACACUCUUUCCUGAAUUAGUGAAAAAUGAGUUCUUCAUCACUGGAGAGUCUUAUGGGGGUAAAUACGUACCAGCUUUAGCUUACACGAUUUUGAAGCAGAGAGGGCUUGCAAAAGUUGAAAUCAAUCUCAAAGGUUUGGCAAUUGGAAAUGGAAUGAGUGACCCUGAACAUCAAAUCAAAUAUGCAAACUAUGCUUAUCAACAUGGUUUCGUUGAUUCUACGGUCAGAGAUGCAAUGGCUGCUCUAGAAGAAAGAGCUGUUGAACACAUCAGAAAUGAGGAGUAUGUUGAAGCAAGUGACCUGAUGAACCAAGACUUUGGUGGCGAAGGCUCGCUCUUUUACGAUGCCUCAGGCAUCUCUAACGUCUACAACUAUUUGAACGCUAUCGAUGAUGGUAUAGGAGAUGCUAUGAUGGAUAAAUACUUCAGUAGGGCUGACGUCCGUGAAGCCUUACAUGUUGGAAGUACCACAUUCGGUGAUGAAAACGUCUACGCCAAUCUCGAGUACGACAUACCCAAACCAAUCACAAGUUGGGUGGCAGAACUGCUCAGUCACUAUCGAAUCCUCUUCUAUAAUGGUCAGUUGGACAUCAUAGUGGCUUAUCCCAUGAUGGUGGAAUAUUUGCAGGCUCUCAACUUCAGUUCGGCUGAAGAGUACAAGGUGGCUAAUAGGUAUCAGUGGUAUGUGGGAGAUGAUCUAGCUGGUUACGUCAAGUAUGCGGGUAAUCUAACGGAGGUUUUGGUCAGGAACGCCGGUCACAUGGUACCUGCUGAUCAGCCAGUAUGGGCCAGUGAUCUUAUCACCAAGUUCACGAGGAACAAGGUCAUACACUUGUAGAAAUAUGAUUGAAAUAGCUACUCAGGAAGUGGAAGUGGUCUUGUAUAUAAUUAAAAAACAGUUGAGCAU